CUUGGAGGUGUUGACACAUCGUACCCUCGAUCGCUCUAAGUUAACAAAAACCAUUACUUAAUAUUUAUGGUUUGAUUUCUUAUCGUGUUUUCAUUUGAAUCGAUUUUGCUGAUGUUCACCAUAUUUGGCCGUGGGUUUUUGCUUUCGAGUCAGUAUGCAGAGCCUUGAUUGAGUUGAUGUUUCCCCAAACUCAGAUUCUUCCGGAGGAUCCCACCCUAGAGAGACACUUCAAGGGGCAUAAAGAUGCUGUCACCUGUGCAGACUUCAGUCCAAACCGCAAACAACUGGCCUCGGGGUCAGUGGAUAAGAACCUGAUGAUCUGGAAUCUGGCUCCCAAGGCAAGGGCCUUCCGCUUUGUGGGCCACCAAGAUGUCAUCACCGGGGUGCAGUUCUCGCCGUCUGGUAACCUGGUGGCGACGUCCUCCAAGGACAGAACAGUCCGACUGUGGACACCUUCCAUGAAAGGAGAAUCGACGGUGUUCAAAGCUCACACCGCCAGCGUACGCAGCGUUGCUUUCUCCCACGACGGCCAGAGACUGGUGACAGCGUCCGAUGACAAGUCGGUCAAGGUGUGGAGUGUUCACCGACAGUGCUUCGUCUAUUCCCUCAACCAGCACACGAACUGGGUGCGCUGUGCCAGAUUUUCUCCAGAUGGGCGGCUCAUAGCUUCCUGUGGGGACGACCGUUCCGUCCGGCUUUGGGACACAUCAACCAAACAAUGCAUCAACUCUUUCACUGACUAUGGAGGAUCAGCAACGUUUGUCGAUUUCAACGCCAGCGGCACCUGUAUUGCUUCCUCAGGAGCUGACAGUUCACUGAAAAUCUGGGAUCUACGGACCAACAAGCUGAUUCAGCAUUACCAGGUCCACAGUGCAGGAAUCAAUAGCUUUUCCUUCCACCCGUCCAACAACUACCUGAUCAGUGGUUCAAGUGACAGCACUGUUAAGAUCCUGGACCUGCUGGAGGGUCGCCUCAUCUACACCCUCCAUGGACACAAGGGUGCUGUAAUCACAGUGGCCUUUUCCAGGGCUGGAGAUCUCUUUGCCUCAGGUGGAGCUGAUGGUCAGGUGCUGAUGUGGAGGACAAACUUUGACACCAGAUCCUACCAGGGUGUCCUGCAACAACACAACCGGAGGUCCACCCCUGAUCCCCCACCCCACCUGUCUGACAUCCACCCCAAAGGACCCCAUCUUCAUCACCCAAAGUCCACAGCCAUUCAGAUCAGCCCAACAGUGGCGGACACUCAGUCAACUGACCCGCAUGUCAUAGAACUGGGCCAAGCUGUUCACAGCUCCAUGCUCUUGAACGGUCGGAUACACUUGACGCCCACUGGGGCCGCCAACAACAGUCACCUCUCCAACAGUUCGCCGGUGCGUCGUGUCACCAGUUCAAGGGUGGAAGGAUGGAGGGGAGACAAGAGCGCCGGUAGGGCAGGUUCAACUGCUGGGCGCGAGACUGGGGCUGGCGGGGGAGGAAGAGGAAGGAGGGUUGAAGAGGAGGAGGAGGAGGAGAGAGGGGAGACGCACCCAGUGGAAGUUCUCUCCGGUCAUUCAUCCAGUCUGGACUCUACCCUGGGGCACAUUGUUCAACAGUUGGAUAUUCUCACACAGACUGUUUCAGUGCUGGAGGAGCGUCUCACCCUGACCGAGGACAAGCUGACGGAGUGUCUCCUCCACCAGUCCAAGAUUCUCAAGGACAUGCGAGCAUCAGGAGAGGGGUGGAGGACGGAGAGCGAGGAGACGGAUGGAUGACCUGUCCCUUUCACUUGAGGCUGACCUCGCCCUCUCUCAGACUGCAGCACAAACGCAGACCGAGCAGUACUGCUUAACCAACACUGCAGGACAUGGGUGUGUGUGUGUGUGUGUGUGUGUGAUAGUAAAUAUCCACCAUGGUGGUCUUUCUCAGGGGUCAGAGGGUUAAUCAGGAUGUGGCCGGAGGCUGAAGUGAGUUUAUGUGUGUGUGUGAGUGUAAUACCAACAUAUUUUCUCCAUGUCUUUCUUCACCUCUUUAGAAUAUCUAGCUGUACAGCCAAGCAGACAUUCCAGUUGUGUGUGUGUGUGUGUGUGUUGAUAUGGAUGUUACAUCCAAUACGGACAGCUGCAGCUAUGAAAACAGACGGUGCUUGUCUGCUGCAUGACCUCUGUGUGUGUGUGUGUGUGUGUGAGUGUGAGUGUGAGCGUGCGUGUGUGUGUAUAUUUGUCUAUUAGCACGUAUUUUAGCAGUCGGUUGCUUCUGCAGUAACGUUUUUCCAUUCUACCCUGUUUGCAUCUCUGCAUGAUGCCGCGUGACGUUAAAACAGAGUCGUGCUACAUAGUGACUCAAGUACACCUCCUCAUUUAAAUGUAAUUUAUAUGAA
Messenger RNA from Xiphias gladius (swordfish), 2356 nucleotides. It is a transcript of the gene poc1b, whose product is annotated as POC1 centriolar protein B. The transcript has 12 exons. The coding region runs from base 177 to 1751 and encodes 524 amino acids. Gene Ontology annotation, molecular function: protein binding. Gene Ontology annotation, biological process: cilium assembly. The record is from RefSeq and is a predicted model, not a curated record. Gene Ontology annotation, cellular component: centriole; ciliary basal body. NCBI's taxonomy places the organism in Eukaryota, Metazoa, Chordata, Actinopteri, Istiophoriformes, Xiphiidae.